CAUGUGACACGUGAGUGGGGUUGAGCGGGGAGGAGUGGCGCUGCUGCCCACUCGGCUGUUGCUGUAGAUGAUAACAGAGACGUCGAAACGGAAGCACCAGUCAAUAGUAGGGGGCGAGUUAAACCACAACAUGGGACCCAGGACGAGAAACACCGUGGCCCUCAGGGUCUGGAAGACGGCGCCCGUGUCCGUUUUUGUCAGCUUCUUGGUUUGCCUGUGUGCCAUUAAUGCUGAUGACAGCGCUAUGGAGAACAUUGUAACCGAAAAGAAGGCUGAGGAAAGCCAUAGACAGGACAGUGCCGACCUGCUGAUAUUCAUCAUGCUGCUUACCCUCACGAUCCUAACUAUAUGGCUCUUCAAACACCGCCGGUUUAGGUUUUUACAUGAAACCGGACUAGCCAUGAUAUACGGCCUGCUGGUGGGUGUGGUUCUGCGGUACGGAAUCCAUGUUCCCCGGGAUAUCAACAAUGUCACACUGAGUUGCCAUGUCAAUGCAAGCCCACCCACACUGCUGGUGAACGUCAGCGGCAAGUUCUAUGAAUACACUCUGAAGGGCGAGAUAAGUGCCAGCGAGGUCAACGAUGUGCAGGGCAACGAUGUGCAGGACAACGAGAUGCUGAGGAAGGUGACUUUUGACCCUGAGGUGUUCUUCAAUAUUCUCCUGCCUCCAAUCAUUUUCCAUGCUGGCUACAGCCUGAAAAGGAGACACUUCUUCAGGAACAUGGGGUCCAUCUUAGCCUAUGCCUUUGUGGGAACCGUCAUAUCAUGUCUCGUCAUUGGAUUGCUGAUGUACGGCUGUGUGAUGCUGAUGAAGCAGGUGGGCCAGCUGGGCGGGGACUUCUUCUUCACUGACUGCCUGUUCUUCGGAGCCAUCGUCUCCGCCACGGACCCAGUGACGGUCCUGGCCAUCUUUAACGAGCUGCAGGUGGAUGUGGACCUCUACGCUCUGCUAUUUGGGGAGAGCGUCCUGAAUGACGCGGUGGCCGUGGUGCUGUCCUCGUCCAUCGUAGCGUACCAGCCCACGGGGGAUAAUAGCCACACGUUCGAGGGCAUGGCCUUGCUCAAGUGUUUGGGCAUGUUCCUGGGGGUGUUCAGCGGCUCCUUUGCACUGGGCGUGGCCACCGGACUGGUGACGGCGCUCGUCACCAAGUUCACCAAGCUGCGGGACUUCCAGCUGCUGGAGACGGCGCUCUUCUUCCUCAUGUCCUGGUCCACCUUCCUGCUGGCAGAGGCCUGCGGCUUCACAGGGGUGGUGGCUGUGCUCUUCUGCGGGAUCACCCAGGCUCACUACACCUUUAACAACCUGUCCCCAGAGUCUCAGGACCGCACCAAACAGUUGUUUGAGCUGCUGAAUUUCCUGGCGGAGAAUUUCAUCUUCUCCUACAUGGGCCUGGCGCUCUUCACCUUCCAGAACCACAUCUUCAACCCCACCUUCAUCAUCGGGGCUUUCCUGGCUGUGUUCCUGGGCAGAGCCGCCAACAUCUACCCCCUGUCCCUGUUCCUCAACCUGGGCCGCCGGCACAAGAUCGGCUCCAACUUCCAGCACAUGAUGAUGUUCGCAGGGCUGCGGGGGGCCAUGACCUUUGCCCUCUCGAUCCGGGACACGGCCACGUACGCGCGCCAGAUGAUGUUCUCCACCACCCUGCUCAUCGUCUUCUUCACCGUGUGGAUCUGCGGGGGCGGCACCACCCCAAUGCUGUCCUGCCUGCGCAUUCGUGUGGGAGUGGAUUCUGAUCAAGAUAAUUCAAUCAGCACAGAUGGAACUGAGAGAAAGAGCACCAGACAGGAGAGUGCCUGGCUGUUCAGAAUCUGGUACAACUUUGACCACAAUUACCUGAAGCCCAUCCUCACGCACAGUGGGCCCCCCCUCACGGCCACCCUGCCCGCCUGCUGUGGCCCGCUGGCCCGCUGUCUCACCAGCCCCCAGGCCUACGAGAACGAGGAGCAGCUGAAGGACGAUGACUCGGACCUGAUCCUGAACGACGCCGACAUCAGCCUGGCGUACGGGGACGUGACGGUGAGCACGGACGCCUCGGGGGCCCACACCAAGGCCGGGGCCCGCCCCCCCGCAGACCGGGCCCCGGAUCGCGAGCAGGCCACCCGCGGCACGCGGCUGGUCCUGCCCAUGGACGACUCUGAGCCCGCCCUCACCCGCGCCCAAAUCUCACCCGCCAUGGGCAGCCAGCCGGCCUGAGCGCAGAGCCAGAGACUCCGCCCUCAUCCCUCCCCUCCUCUCUCUCUCUCUCUCUCAUCCUUCCUUCGGGAUCAGUAUCUCUCUUUUUCUUCUUUCUUUUAUAGUCUCUUUCUCUAGAUUUGGCUACUGUUUCUGUUGCUCUACCUCACUGUCUUCAUGAUCUCCCUCUCCUCUUACCCUCUUUGUAAUAUGUAAAUAUUUAUUUAUUUGUUACAUAUGCGUAAUUUUAAUUCAUUCACACGGAGAUGUUUAACCAUGCUUACCCAGUAGAAGUCCUUGUGCCAUCCUUACCCUCAUCCUUACCGUGCCAUGGGAUCAUUGAGAGAGGUACUUAGACACACGCUCGCCAAACUCCCGCAGGGUUGCCACAGCCAGCCUGAGACGCUGCUUUUCUUGACGAGUGUAGCGAGGUGUAGAAUGAUGCGAGCUGCCGUUCGCCUCCUCACGCAGCGCGCAUGCUUAGCGGGGCUUCUAAUGUGCGGAGGAUCAGGAGGGACUCGGUCGCCACCCUCCCAGCUAGUCUCUCCUUUACCAGUAGGUGGCGCUGUAGGGCUGUUGGUCUCUCCUUUUCUGUGCGACAGCGCUAGUCAGAGGCAUGGCUUCUUAGUGGCUCUGUGUUGCUGCGCUGUUACAACCAAGUGCCUGAAGAGUACAGUCCCACCCCCCCCCUGCAGAAAUACCCCCCCCCCCCCAUUGGGCAGUGAAUCCUGUGCGCUCAUUAUUGAGUUUGUACUUCUGAGCUUUUUUACCCAAAGCUGUAUUUUAAUGUGUGCUGUCAGUGCAACGUGCCACAAGUCUGGGAUCUAAUAGGUUGGCCUCUGACUGUGACAGCAAUGAGGGUUUUACACCUUGUUAUAUAAUUGACGUUGUGUACUGCAAAAAAAAAUAAUCUAGUGUUGUCCUGAAGUAGGAAAUGAGUGCCCUUUUUUGGUGUCCUAAGGUUUUCUGAGAACUAAAUUAUUACAGCCUCAAAAAAUAUUUUGUAUUUAUUUAGUAAUUGUGGUUUGGAAGUACUUUUAAUAUUCUCGGUCUAACUAACAUUUUUGCACUUGGGUUUGGAAUGGAAAGUAGGCCUACUGUUCAAUAAAUACAGAAAUAGAAAUGAUGUGAGAAAUGUAGAAUUAGCAGUUUUAAUGUGGAAUCUCUUUUGUGUAAGAUCCCCUGAUGAAGGCAAAAUCAAGAGCUUUUAUUUAACAAUUUGCUAAGGAUAUAUUCUCGCUAUAGUAUAUUCUUAACAAAUAAUUCUAAACAAAUAAUACAAGCAUUACUGUUUUAAUGUUUCAGUAAUUACUGUCUGUAAAAAAUGCCAGCAGACAUCCUGGGAAAAUCCCAGAUUUUUUUUUUUUUCUUCAUGUUUGAAACGGUACCUUACUGACCUUUUAAAGCUUUCCAGCACAGUAAUCCUAGCCAUUACUUGUCCUUUUGCACUUGUGGGGUGGCCAAUCUUCACUGAAUUUAAACCGGGUCACUAGUUGCAAUUCAGACUUGAUCAGAGGGUACUGGCAGUUGAAUUUGAAUUUAAGCUUUGGAAUUUUUGCAUUUCAGUUGAGUUUGGCACUGAAAGAAUGGGAAGCAAUGAUUCCUUGGUAGUGCCACCUCCUGGGGGUUUACUUUGUUGCACUGCAUUGUUCUGCAUUGAUCAUGGGUAAAGGCAAGUGUAGCUUACGGUGAGUUGUAUGGAUAAAUAUCAUGCUUGAAAGAGAAAUACAUUAAUUAAUAUAUAUAACAUCUGGGGGAAAAAAAGAUGUUCGUGUUUAUCGUGCUUUUAAGGAUUGUGCGAAAAUAGGCCAAAGAGAAAAUAAUUGCGUUUUGUAAUUGUUAAUGGCUCAAACAAUUUUAUGUGCCAAAGUGUGUUCUUUUUGUUGGUUUAGGAUGUUGGUUGAAUUUGAGGUCACGCUGAAAUGAAAGAGCAUUGAUCGGAGGAUUACUUCAUUGAAUGACUACCGCAAAGAUAUUUUAAAGGCUUUUUACAGUAAUUUUACAACUAUGUUUUGGGAUUAGAUGCUUUGUUAGCAGGUGAGAGAGAUCUUUGUGUGAACCCUAGGUUGCUUUAAAGAGACACUUUAUUUUUGAGAGUUGGGGUGGCCAGUGUAUACAGGUUGAGUGAAAAAUGUGGCAAAGCGGUUAUCUGAAUUAUUUUUGAUUUUUGAUGGCAAUUUGAGCCAUAAACAAUUAAUAGUAAGUGUCAAAUAUUAAUUGUCAAGUAAAUUCAGUGUCACUAUUUCUGCACAUUCUGGAUUGUUGCAUUUUUAUUUCGAGUCAGUGGUGAACUGAUUAAAGUUUGGAAUUGGGUAGCAUAUUGAGCCUUGAAUGAUGGCUGUAGAUGCAGUUCUUUUUUCAUAAAGUUCAGGUUUGGGCAGAGGAUCAUUCUCUCAGUAGGUCAGAAUCUGUUUCUGAAUUUAACGUUGAUCAGUGAGAAAAUCAGGUCCGUACUUUUCUAGGACACGUAAAUCAUUCCCCUGUGUGAUGUAACAAUAGCACCGUGGAACAUGAAAAAGAUGUUUCCGUAGUAACACACUGUCAGUGUAGGAGGGAGCUGGCUAUAAUCCAUCCACUGUGAGGAAGCACUCUAGUGAAUACACUGAUUGAUUGACUAAUUGAUUGAUUCAUUGAUUGAUUGACUGUUAUCUCCUGCCAUGUAGGAAUGAAGGAGCAUGUUUUCUCCUAAUUUUUUAAUGAAGAGUCUUGACUGUGCAAUGUAUUUGAAGUAAGUUUUUUUUUUUUUUUUUUUUUUGCGCCAAGGGAAGGUGUUGGAAGAUGUUUAGCGAUUGCACAUUGUAUUUAUUUGCUUAUGUUUAUUUCCUGUGGGAAGUCAUGUAUUACACGUCUAAGCUGCUGUACAAAACUGAAUGAAGAUAAAUGAAGAAAUUUGACAGGUCUCAGGAGAGUGGGGUGAGUUUUUUUUUUUUUUUUUUUUUCCCCUUCUUCUCCCAAUCAAACUGGGAGGUUGACGGAUAGUGAAAUCCAUAUGGUAGUGAUCAGCUCUAGGACAGAACUGAAGUAAAUAUCGGGCACUUCAGCUGGGAAUGCAGAAGCAGUGAUCCAUCCACCGAUUCAGACAUUUCAUUCUGCAUUAUUAUUACCACUGCAUCUAUUUAGAUCAUCAUGUUGUAUAUUAUGUGAGGUACAGUCCACAGGAAUAUUUACCUGUCUGAAUAUUAACGCAGAUGCUCUGAGAUCUAAUGUUAACUGUUUACAAAAAAAAGCUGACCUUAUACUAACUAUUCUUCUGUCCUUUAAAUUUGACGCUGACCAUGACCCUUGACCCCGCCUGAUCUGUGAUGCAUAAUCAACAGUAGAGCUCCGCUUGCUCUUCCAACUCUGGUACAUGUAGCAUCUGUGUGCAUUUCAGUGGCAAAUGGUCUGUGUGAGACCGGUCAGCUAAAGAAUAAACGUGUAAGUGAGGAUCUUUUUUUUUCCUAUUUGAAUAUGUUACUGGUGAUUGCUUGCACAUUUAAAUAUAGUAACUGUUGAAAGUAGCGGAGUAAGACUUUGGGGUCUUUGUUAGAAGACAACAUUUGAUGUUUUAUCGGUACUUAGCUAUGUGAUGGACUUUGUCUCGGCUACUUCUUUUAUAUUAAUGUUGCAUUUUCCAGCUGUAUUAAUACCACUGUCUGUAAAUAUCUUCAUACGUCCAUGUGCAUUGAAUGGUCAAUAAAACUACAUGUGCAUUUCUUUAAAAAUGUG
Anguilla anguilla (European eel) is the source of this 5881-nucleotide messenger RNA. Its product is annotated as sodium/hydrogen exchanger 6-like. Lineage: Eukaryota; Metazoa; Chordata; Actinopteri; Anguilliformes; Anguillidae. The record is from RefSeq and is a predicted model, not a curated record. The transcript has 16 exons. Gene Ontology annotation, cellular component: membrane; recycling endosome. Bases 68 to 2194 code for a protein of 708 amino acids. Gene Ontology annotation, biological process: sodium ion transport; regulation of pH; proton transmembrane transport. Gene Ontology annotation, molecular function: sodium:proton antiporter activity.